CUCUUUCAAUUGUCAUACAAACCAUUUUUUCUUGGGGAUUUCUCUCCUUCUCGCUCUACGAAUGGCGAUUUCGCUCUCAGCAUCAACAGUUCCUUCAUUGAAUACGCGAAGCAUCAGUAAUUUGUCUGGAUAUUCGUCGUUUUCUGCUAAGCAAUUAUUCCCUUUACGGUUUCAGAGAAUUCAAAUCGGGAAGGCUGGGAUUUCCUCCUCGUCUCGGCGUCGAAACUCACUUGUGGUUGCAUCAAAGAAGCAAACAUUUUCCUCGUUUGAUGAAAUGCUGGCGACUUCUGACAAACCUGUACUAGUCGAUUUCUAUGCUACUUGGUGUGGCCCUUGUCAGUUCAUGGUUCCAAUUCUUAAUGAAGUUAGUGUUGCUCUGAAAGAUACGAUCCAGUUGGUGAAAAUCGACACUGAGAAGUACCCAAGCAUUGCAGAUAAAUACAAGAUAGAGGCAUUGCCUACUUUCAUCAUUUUCAAGGAUGGGAAACCUUGUGAUCGAUUUGAGGGUGCUUUGAAUGCUGAUCAGCUCAUUCAACGCAUUGAAAAUUUGCUAAAGGUCAAGCAAUAGUUGCGUUGACACUUGUUACAGGUUCCUUCCUUUUUUCCCUCUCCCACUAAAUUAGAGUCUUGGAGACAUUCAAAGUGUCACUUAUCUGUCAUCCAUUCUGCUGCCGUCUUUUGAUGUGGAAUAUGAACUCAAAAGGUCAUGAGAUUGCAAUAUUUAUUCAGAAUUCUUAGGGAGUCUGUUUGGUUUCUUUUUUCUUUCUUUUUUCUCUCCCUUUCUUCUAGGUUAUUGUUAUAUCAUCCCCCAGAACUGUAUUCAUUUUUUGAAACGAGGAUCGAUAGAUCCUUUCAACAUUA
Tripterygium wilfordii is the source of this 861-nucleotide messenger RNA. Its product is annotated as thioredoxin Y1, chloroplastic-like. The record is from RefSeq and is a predicted model, not a curated record. NCBI's taxonomy places the organism in Eukaryota, Viridiplantae, Streptophyta, Magnoliopsida, Celastrales, Celastraceae. The transcript is spliced from 4 exons. The coding region runs from base 62 to 568 and encodes 168 amino acids. Gene Ontology annotation, molecular function: protein-disulfide reductase activity; oxidoreductase activity, acting on a sulfur group of donors, disulfide as acceptor. Gene Ontology annotation, cellular component: cytoplasm.